AUGAGUCAAACAACUACCCAAACCCAGACGAGCUACCCAUGCGAGCUUCUUGAGCAGCGCUUCUCGAAGCUGAAGCAAUCAAUCAUAAAGCCUGAAGAUAAGGCGAAUUUGAUCGAGUCGUACCACCGUCUGACCAAGGCACUAGAGCUUGAGGCCGAUAGAAUUGCCAAGCUGGGGCCGAAAUCAAUUCCCGAGAUUGACUUUGCUACAAUAGAGAGCAAUGGAGGCGCUCUGCCAGACGGUCUAGCAUCCUUAGUCCAGCAAACUGGCUGUAUCAUCUUCCGCAACGUUGUCCCAGAAGAACAGGCUUCAAAGUGGGAGGCUGAUUUGAGGAGCUACACAAAGAGGCACCCGAAGAUUGCUGGUUUCCCAAAACAUGACCCGCAGAAUUUCAGUCUGUUCUGGACACCGGCACAGGUCCAGAUCCGCAGCCAUCCGCGCGUGAUGAAAGCCAUGCAAGCCGUCAGCAAGCUGUGGCAUCUCAGCGACGAUGGAAUCCCGUUUGACAUGUCAAGUCAAGUUCUCUACGCGGAUCGCUUUCGCAUCAGACAUCCUUCGCUUGAUUCUGAAUACACAUUGAACGCGCAUCAAGACAGCGGUGCAAUCGAGAGAUGGGAAGACCCGGACUACAGAGCUUGCUACCAGAAGAUCUUUGAGGGAAAGUGGGAAGACUACGAUCCUUGGAAUGCUGAUCACCGCUCUGAGGCCAAGACAGAUUUGUAUAAAUCUGGAAAAUCUUGCUCCGCAUUUCGGUCACUCCAAGGCUGGAUUAGCCUCUCACAUACCGGAACGGGCGAGGGUACAUUGCGUCUCGUACCUGAGCUGAAGCUCUCAACGGCCUACCAAUUGCUCCGCCCAUAUUUCGUUCUUGAUGAGACAUUCGACGACGUUACACCCUUGUUCCCGGGUGCCACUCCAGGGAGAUUGCAAUUUCUGCCCACUCAGGAGUUGCAUCCCCACCUGGCCUUGGAGAAGAGCAUGGUGGGUAUUCCGCCCGUCAAGCCAGGAGACUACGUGUUCUGGCACUGCGACCUGAUCCACGAAGUCGACAAGUUCCAUCCCGGAACUCGGGACUCCUCGGUCAGUUACAACGGCUGUGUUCCGCUUUGCCCGUACAACGUGCGGAAUCUCGUCAGCCUCCGCCAGAGCUUCAUGGAUGUGCUCCCACCCAAGGAUUUCGAAAAAUACGAGCACGGUGAGCUUGAGAAGGACCACGAUGAUCACGGUGCGAGGCGUGAGAACAUCCUGUCGAUUGAAGGCCUUAGGGCUCUCGGAUUUGAGCCCUUUGAUGUUGAGGAAGCAGGAUUGACGUCGGGUCAGCGAGAAAUGCGCAGGAUGGCGAAUGUGGAGCUUGGCUUCGCGACAAGUUAG
Clonostachys solani is the source of this 1371-nucleotide messenger RNA. The record is from the annotation of a GenBank genome assembly. NCBI's taxonomy places the organism in Eukaryota, Fungi, Ascomycota, Sordariomycetes, Hypocreales, Bionectriaceae.